Aspergillus pseudoviridinutans is the source of this 639-nucleotide messenger RNA. RefSeq lists its product as uncharacterized. Lineage: Eukaryota; Fungi; Ascomycota; Eurotiomycetes; Eurotiales; Aspergillaceae. Bases 1 to 639 code for a protein of 212 amino acids. The transcript has a single exon. The record is from RefSeq and is a predicted model, not a curated record. Gene Ontology annotation, molecular function: iron ion binding; monooxygenase activity; heme binding.
AUGUGCGCGACACUGUUUUACCUGAGCCGAAACGCCCAUGCGUACGCCAUCUUGGCGAGCGAGAUUCGUGGAACGUAUGACAAUGCCGACGCAAUCAGGAUGGGUCCCCGCCUUCGGAGCUGCAGGUACCUCCGUGCAUGCAUUGACGAGGCUCUCCGAAAGUCUCCUCCAGUUGGAGGCGUACUGCUGCGAGAGGUGGGAUCAGGAGGUGCCGCAGUAGACGGGAAUGUCCUCCAUGAAGGCUGCAUCGUUAGCCCCGGAAUCUACAGCAUCCAUCACAAUCCAGACUACUUUCCGAGACCACAUGAAUACAAACCGGAACGCUGGUUGUCAGGCAGUGAGCUAAACUCUAAGAACGAGAGGGAGGCGAGCCGGGCAGCGUUUAUACCCUUUUCUACCGGGCCACGCGCGUGUGUUGGGGUGUCCCUUUUCUAUUGGGAAAUCUCAGUCACUCUUGCUCGACUUAUGUUCUUGUUUGACUUCAAGGCCGCUGAGGGACCCGAUGGUGAGAUAGGUGCUGGAAGUGCAUUUUCUGGGUUUGGCAGGACGGAUCCCAAUGAGUUUCAACUGUAUGACAGAAUAGGUUCUUUAAAAUGGGGGCCUGUGCUUCAGUUCCGCCCAAGACAGAUGGCUGUUUGA